Molecule: messenger RNA, 4166 nt
Organism: Vitis riparia (riverbank grape)
Lineage: Eukaryota; Viridiplantae; Streptophyta; Magnoliopsida; Vitales; Vitaceae
Product: receptor-like protein 13
Exons: 14
Coding region: 19-4104 (1361 amino acids)
Molecular function (GO): protein binding
Source: RefSeq, a predicted model, not a curated record
UGCAUCGAAGAAGAGAAGAUGGGUUUGCUUGAAUUCAAGGCUUUUCUUAAAUUGAAUAAUGAGCAUGCAGAUUUUCUUCUCCCUUCAUGGAUAGAUAACAACACUAGUGAAUGUUGUAAUUGGGAGCGGGUUAUUUGCAAUCCCACCACAGGUCGAGUUAAGAAGCUUUUCCUCAAUGAUAUAACGCGACAACAAAAUUUCUUGGAAGACCAUUGGUACCAAUAUGAAAAUGUCAAAUUCUGGUUACUAAAUGUCUCCCUAUUCCUUCCUUUUGAAGAACUUCACCAUCUAAACUUGUCUGUAAACUCAUUUGAUGGGUUUAUUGAGAAUGAAGGAUUUAAAGGGUUAUCAAGUUUAAAGAAAUUGGAGAUCUUGGACAUAAGUGGUAAUGAGUUUGACAAAAGUGCCUUAAAAUCUUUGGGCACAAUAACAUCACUCAAGACAUUGGCUAUUUGCAGCAUGGGACUGAAUGGAUCUUUUUCCAUUCGAGAAUUAGCUAGUUUGAGAAAUUUGGAAGUGUUGGAUCUAAGCUAUAAUCAUUUGGAAAGCUUUCAACUAUUGCAAGAUUCAAAAAGCUUGUCCAUAUUCAAAAAGCUCGAGACCUUGAACCUCAAUCACAACAAGUUCAAAAACACUAGCCUACAACAAUUGAAUAUAUUUACAUCCCUUAAAAAUCUUUCUCUAAGAAGGAACUAUGUUGGAGGAUUUUUUCCGAUCCAAGAAUUAUGCACUCUAGAAAACUUGGUGAUGUUGGACCUAAGUGGGAAUUACUUUAUUGGCAUGCAAGGUUUUAAAAGUUUGCCUAAGCUGAAAAAGCUGGAAAUCUUAAACCUUGGUUAUAAUGGGUUCAACAAGACCAUUAUAAAACAGUUGAGUGGACUCACAUCCCUUAAAACACUAGUUGUAAGCAACAACUAUAUUGAGGGACUUUUUCCUUCCCAAGAAUUAUCUAUUUUUGGAAACUUGAUGACACUGGAUUUAAGCAGGAAUAGAUUCAAUGGCUCCCUAUCAAUCCAAGAUUUUGCAAGCUUAAGCAAUUUGGAGAUAUUGGAUUUGAGUUAUAAUUCCUUCAAUGGAAUUGUUUCAUCAUCUAUAAGAUUAAAGUCUUCUCUCAAGUCUUUAUCCUUGGCUGGAAAUAGACUCAAUGGUUCUUUACAAUGUCAAGAUUUUGCAAGCUUAAGAAAUUUGGAGAUAUUGGAUUUGAGUUAUAAUUCCUUCAAUGGAAUUGUUUCAUCAUCUAUAAGAUUAAAGUCUUCUCUCAAGUCUUUAUCCUUGGUUGAAAAUAGACUCAAUGGUUCUUUUCAAUAUCAAGAUUUUGCAAGCUUAAACAAUUUGGAGAUAUUGGAUUUGAGUGGUAAUUUCUUCAAUGGAAUUGUUUCAUCAUCUAUAAGAUUAAAGUCUUCUCUCAAGUCUUUAUCCUUGGCUAGAAAUAGACUCAAUGGUUCUUUUCAAUAUCAAGAUUUUGCAAGCUUAAACAAUUUGGAGAUAUUGGAUUUGAGUGGUAAUUUCUUCAAUGGAAUUUUUUCAUCAUCUAUAAGAUUUAAGUCUUCUCUCAAGUCUUUAUCCUUGGCUGUAAAUAGACUCAGUGGUUCUUUACAAUAUCAAGAUUUUGCAAGCUUAAGCAAUUUGGAGGUAUUGGAUUUGAGGUAUAAUUCAUAUAGUGGGAUCGUUCCAUCAUCUAUAAGAUUGAUGUCUUCUCUCAAGUCUUUAUCUCUAGCUGGAAAUUACCUCAAUGGUUCCUUACCAAAUCAAGUUUUUGCAAGCUUAAGCAAUUUGGAGAUACUAGAUUUGAGUUCUAAUUCCUUAAGUGGGAUUAUUCCAUCAUCUAUAAGAUUGAUGUCUCAUCUCAAGUUUUUAUCGCUGGUCGGAAAUCACCUCAAUGGUUCUUUACAAAAUCAAGGUUUCUGCCAAUUGAAUAAGCUUCAAGAAUUAGAUCUUUCUUACAACUUAUUCCAAGGGAUUCUUCCUCCAUGUUUGAAUAAUUUGACAUCUUUGAGGUUAUUGGAUCUCUCUUCCAACCAUUUAUCCGGAAAUCUUUCUUCGCCUCUGUUACCUAAUCUCACAUCCCUGGAGUACAUCGAUCUCAGUUACAAUCAUUUUGAGGGUUCAUUCUCUUUCAGCUCUUUUGCUAAUCACUCCAAGCUUCAAGUGGUCAUACUUGGAAGCGAUAACAACAAAUUUGAGGUAGAAACUGAAUAUCCAGUUGGUUGGGUUCCCCUGUUUCAAUUGAAGGCUCUUUUCCUAUCCAACUGCAAGCUCACCGGUGACAUUCCUGAUUUUCUUCAAUACCAAUUCAAAUUAGUGGUGGUUGAUCUAUCCCAUAAUAACUUGACAGGAAGGUUCACCAAUUGGUUGCUUGAAAACAACACGAGACUAGAAUUUCUAGUCCUAAGGAAUAACUCUUUAAUGGGUCAACUACUUCCCCUGGGACCUAAUAUCCGUAUCAGUUCAUUGGAUAUCUCACACAAUCAGUUGGAUGGACGACUUCAAGAAAAUGUGGCCCAUAUGAUUCCAAAUAUUGUGUUUCUAAAUUUAUCCAACAAUGGUUUUGAAGGUCUUCUCCCAUCCUCAAUAGCUGAAAUGAGUUCCUUACGGGUGUUGGAUUUGUCUGCCAAUAAUUUCUCAGGUGAAGUACCAAAGCAGUUGCUUGCAACAAAAGAUUUGGUGAUUCUAAAAUUAUCAUAUAAUAAAUUUCAUGGUGAAAUAUUUUCAAGGGACAUGACUUCGUUGAAUAUUUUGUAUUUAGACAAUAAUCAGUUCACGGGAACUCUGUCAAAUGUAAUCUCCGGAAGCUCUCAGUUGAGGGUGUUGGAUGUGAGCAACAACUACAUGUCAGGUGAAAUUCCAAGCGGGAUAGGUAACAUGACAUUAUUGAGAACAUUGGUCAUGGGCAACAAUAAUUUUAAAGGCAAAUUACCACCUGAGAUUUCUCAAUUGCAACAGAUGGAGUUUCUUGAUGUUUCUCAAAAUGCUCUUUUAGGAUCUCUUCCUUCUUUGAAGAGCAUGGAGUAUUUAGAGCAUCUACAUUUGCAAGGGAACAUGUUUACAGGAUUAAUACCCAGAGAUUUUCUCAAUUCCUCAUAUCUAUUGACUUUGGAUAUGCGAGAUAACAGGUUAUUUGGAAGUAUUCCCAAUUCAAUCUCUGCAUGUUUGGAGAUAAGGAUUCUUUUGCUAAGAGGAAACCUUUUCAGUGGUUUCAUUCCAAAUCAUCUUUGUCAUUUAACUAAAAUAAGCUUGAUGGAUCUUUCAAAUAACUCUUUUUCAGGGCCAAUUCCCAAAUGCUUUGGCGAUAUCCGAUUUGGGGAGAUGAAAAAGGAGAAUGACGUGUUUAGACAGUUCAUUGAUUUUGGGUAUGGAGGGGAUUCUCGUAAUUUAUAUGUUGGAUUCACGGUGAAAAAAUGGGAGGUUGGGAGUGAUGUAUAUGAUGAAAAAGAUGAAGUUGGGUUUGUCACCAAGAACAGGCAUGACUCCUACAGUGGUGACAUCCUUAAUUUCAUGUCUGGAUUGGACUUGUCAUGUAAUAACUUAACCGGUGAAAUCCCUCACAAACUUGGAAAGCUAAGUUGGAUUCAUGCAUUGAACUUGUCUCACAAUCAAUUGAAGGGCUCCAUUCCAAAGAGUUUCUCCAAUCUUUCUCAAAUAGAGAGCUUAGACCUUUCUUAUAAUAAAUUGAGUGGAGAAAUUCCUCUAGAGCUAGUUGAACUCAAUUUUCUAGAGGUGUUCAGUGUGGCUUACAACAACAUCUCUGGUAGAGUUCCAGGUACCAAAGCACAAUUUGGGACAUUUGAUGAAAGGAGCUAUGAAGGUAAUCCUUUUCUCUGUGGGACAUUGUUAAAGAGAAAAUGCAACACAAGUAUUGAGCCACCAUGCGCACCAUCACAAUCUUUUGAAAGUGAGGCAAAAUGGUAUGAUAUCAAUCAUGUUGUUUUCUUUGCAAGUUUUACUACUUCAUAUAUCAUGAUCUUGUUAGGAUUUGUUACCAUCCUUUACAUCAAUCCUUAUUGGCGUCAUAGAUGGUUCAAUUUUAUCGAGGAAUGUAUAUAUUCCUGUUAUUAUUUUGUUUUUGAUAGUCUUUCCAAGUUAUCAGCAUAUUUGUAUAAUUAGAUACUUUUAAUUGGAUGAUGUUUGCAUAAUUAACUACUAUUUGUUUCCACUAGAUAGAAAGA